AUGACUUCUAAUCCUUGGUGGCCCUCAUCUUCGGAUGACGAAGAGGAGAUGUUUUUCGCAAACGCUGUACUACGGGCGGGACAGAUUCUAAUCGAAGAAGAAGAGGAAGAGGAAGAGGAAGACUUCUCGUCUGAAAAUGUUAUUGCCACACGAAUACGGAUUAACAGAGACCGCCAAGGAGCGCACGAGAAAUUGGUGAACGAUUAUUUUUUGGAUGAACCACUUUACAACGCCGACAUUUUCAGGCGCAGGUUCCGAAUGAGUCGCCGCUUAUUCACACGGAUUACUAAUGAUUUGGCGGGGCUAGACCCGUUUUUCACGCAACGACCUGAUGCUCGAAAUUAUGAAGGGUUUACCACGUUACAAAAGUGUACUGCGGCCAUUCGCCAACUGGCGUACGGGACAGUGGCCGACGCUUUGUGUUAG
Messenger RNA from Helianthus annuus (common sunflower), 426 nucleotides. RefSeq lists its product as uncharacterized. The record is from RefSeq and is a predicted model, not a curated record. Bases 1 to 426 code for a protein of 141 amino acids. NCBI's taxonomy places the organism in Eukaryota, Viridiplantae, Streptophyta, Magnoliopsida, Asterales, Asteraceae. The transcript is spliced from 2 exons.